CUUUAAUCAGUUAGAAAGGAUUCAAUGCAGUGACUUGAACACAGAACUGACUGGUGGGAUGAUUAUCCUUGCAAUUGGCAAUGAUAAGGUCCACGUUAUUUGGAAAAGACAAAUGCAUCAAAGUAUAGUGACAAAAAGCCGAAGAACUGUGGAUACUGGAAAGCUGAGGCAUAAACAGAUGAAUCAACUGGGCACAGGUCUGGAACUGAGAUGUGUACUAUUCCAGGUGUACUCAGCUCCACGGCAGGGGUUGCAUUUUUAUGGACAGUUGCUGUCAGUGUUUGAAACAAAUUUUCUCAAUGAAUCCAACAAUAUAUAAUUUAUCGUGUUUGUCUCAUGUCCCAUAAUCUGAUGGGCAGUUUCUCUUUCUAUUUUGUUACUGAUCACAAGACUUGUUAGAUGGGCAGAACAGACCUUCACCAGUACACUUCCGGAAGUACUAGAUUUCUCGUCGUCAUAUUGCAGCCAGCUGUAAUCAUUGUCUGCACACAUUGGAUCCAAGUAAGGACUGAGGAAGCUACGAUGGCCAACAGACGUGCACAACCAUUUCUAAAUCCUGGACAUUUUUAUGGAAUUCUAGGGUUGAAAAAUAAUGCUACACCAGAAAAGAUUGAAGAGGCAUAUAGGAAGCUUGCACAGGACUACCACCCUGAUAAAUAUCCAGAUGACCCUGCAGCAGCCAAGCGAUACAAGGAAAUAAACAAUGCCUAUGCCAUCCUCUCUGAUGAAAAGAAAAAGCGUAUCUAUGACACAUCUGACAUUUUUGGACUGCAAGCGGCCGCCAUGCUUGGGAAGGAUGGGGAAAACAUCCUGGCCUCUCAUAAUAGCUGCUGCAUAAAGUUUUGGACCUAUUGUGGUUUAAUUGCCACUUGUGGCUGUUGCUGUUUUUGCUGUUUUUGCUGUUGUGGCUUGUGUUUGCCAAAGAUUGAUCAAACCAAUGAGACACCGACGAACAUUCCUACAGGUGGUUCAAGUCCAGUCCUGCGUCAGCCACAUUACAUGCACAGUGAAACCACUCCAUUAAACCAGGAAUAUGACUAUGGCUACAGCACACUGAAUUAAGAAGAAAUGAAGCGUUUGCUUUCAAUGGAGAUUCACAGUUCAAAUUAACCCUUUUAAAAUCUUGUAGAAUUUCCAAAUUAAGUUACUAAUUUCAAUCAUCUGACAUUGUCUAUCAUCUUGCAUUUAUUAAGAAUUCUUAGAAGUCUAAAACACACAAGUUUAGUCCAUGAAGCUCACUCCUACAGAUAAUGUGUAGGCCAUUCCAUCAUGGACAAUGAACAACCACUGAUGAAAUUACAGUAAGAAGUACAACCAUCCCAAGCUUUUUCUUUGAUACAAGUUUCUCUAUCAGGUAGUCCUCACUUCAAAUCCAAAAAUUCCCCAAUACCCUCUGCUUCGUUUUCUUGUCUCCUACCUCUGUUCUCAAUCCCUUUUACCUUUAGUGAUAUCAUCUCCGUUCAUCUGCAGAAAAUCCAAAGCUUUACAAUACAUACAUUGUUCAUCCUUGGCCAGAUUUUUCCAUUGCCAUAACAGCUCAGAAACUAUCAUCUUCCAUGGAGGACUUGACUGAUGCCCCACUAGACUGCGUAUUCAGUCCCCCACUGUACUCCUUAUCUACUAACGAUUGUGUGGCCAAAUUCUCCCCAAACUCCAUUUACAAAUUUGCUGACAUGCCACCAUUGUAAGUCAGAUCUCAAACAAUGUAGAAACAGUAUACAAAGAGUUUGAGUGCUUAGUGGCAUGUGUAAAGACAACAAUCCCUCCAUCAAUGUCAGCAAAAUGAAGGAGCUGGUCCUUGACUUCAGGAAGUGGAGUGGAGGUCACACCCCUGUCAGCAUCAAUAGUGCUGAGGUGGACAUGGUUGAGACCGUCAAGUUCCUAGGAGUGAUGAUUACCAAAAAUCUAUGCUGGUCUAACCCACACUGAUGCAAUGGUCAAGAAAGCACAACAAUACCUUUACUUCCUCAGGAGGCUAAGGAAAUUUGACAUGUUCAUGAAGACUCUUUUUUUAUAGAAGCACCAUAGAAAGCAUCCUAUCUGCAUGCAUCACAGCAUGGUAUGGCAACUGGUCUUCCCAAGACCGCAUGUAAAUAUAGAGAAUCAUGAACACAGCCCAAUCCAUCACGCAGACCAGCCUUCUAUCCAUUAACUCCAUCCAUACUUCCCGAUGCCUCAAGAAAGGAAACAACACAAUCAAAGACCCCUCCCACUCCAGUAAUACUCUCUUCCACCCUCCUCCAUUGGAAAGAAGCUAUAAACGUUUGAGUACUUAUAUGGACAGAUUCAAGAACAGCUCUUCCCUGCUGUUAUCAGUAUCAGUCAGGAGGUUAGUGAGGACUCAUUUGCUGUCCUUCAAAAAAUGCCAUGUGAUUGUUUACAUUCACUGAGACAUUAAGUGGAACUUAGUUUAACUUUUCAUUUUAAAAAUGUCCAACUCAUGGCGUAUUAGCCUGAAAUGAGUCCUUAAAAUUAAGUUCUUGACUCCACAACCUUCUGACAAUCUAUUUAGCCACAGGAAAGACCCAUAUUCUGUUCUCAGAUCAAUGCACAGAUCUCACUGGGGUGUUAUAACUGGGAUUGGGAGCUUGAAUGCAAGAGGAUUCCAACUUGUUACUUCAAAUCUAAUCAAUGGAACAAUGAAGAUUUGAGACACUUGGGAAUAUUUGUAUUCUUAUUAUGUUCUAAAAAAGCAUGCGAAGGCGCAGUUUUAUCUGCUGAUUAGAUGGACAUUUCCCUUCCUGUGGACACUUAUGCUGAAACUGUAAAGUUAGUACAUUCAGAAACAAAUUGAUGAUUUUGACAGAUUUUGACUAUUAUACUGACAAAGUAUACCUCCCAAGAUAACAAAAAAAGGAAGUGGGAAAAAUGUGGCACAGCUAUUUCCCCAUCAUCCCAUGAUCAUGGAGGCAAGUGGUGGAAUGGUUCAGGAAUUCACUUAAAACUCUGAUCCAUUUUACAACCUUAUCAACCAACUCCUCUCAGCUCAGACCAUUUUAGUCCAAUGAUAAGUGUACCAGACAUUUGAACUAUCUGUGUCAGUCGUGACAUUAGAGUUGAUCACUCCACCAUCUGUGUAACAGCAUCUACUUAAUGUUCUUGGAUGAAAAAAGAACACUUGUAGACUGUACGACUUCUUUGUUCAUCUGUGGGCAGCUGUAGGUUCAUUUACUUCAGUAUUCUGGGGUAAAAGUUACACUGUUGCAUCUCCAGGGUGAUAGAAGCAAAUCAUAAGGCAAGAUAUUAACUGCAAGGAUUUAAAAAAUGCCAAAUAGCUGUGGUUUAGUGGGUUUUAAAUCAGAAGGUUGUAGGCUCACAUCUCACACUAGAAAUUAUGAACAAGCAAUUCAGACUAACUUAACUAGGAUGACUGAGUGCUUUACUGCUAGAGAUACCGACCUUCAGUUGAGAUGUUAAAUUGAAACCCUGCCUAUCCUGUAGGGGGAUGUAGGAAAUUUGCUGUUAUGCAAAGAAGAGCAGGGAAUUUCAUCCUGGGUAAUAGGUAUAUCUCACUAAUGAGAAUAGAAGUUAUUUGGCCAUUAUUACAUUAUUGUUACAUGGCCUUGCUGUGUGCAAGUUGGUUUCCCAUAUUACAACAGUGAUGACACUUGAAAAAGUAUAUCAUUGGGUGAAAAGCCUUAUUACAUAAUGGUUGUGAAAGGCACUAUAAUGAAUAAAUGUAAGUGUUUCUUCUAUAGAAAAGCUCUGCUUUUAUUUUUUAUAAUUUUUCAUUUUAAACAUAGCAUUUAGCCCACCUGCUUUUUAAGUGAUGAGGAAUUGCAUUAAUGUAUUGUACGUGUACUGCCUGU
Messenger RNA from Stegostoma tigrinum, 3809 nucleotides. RefSeq names its product dnaJ homolog subfamily C member 5-like. The record is from RefSeq and is a predicted model, not a curated record. NCBI's taxonomy places the organism in Eukaryota, Metazoa, Chordata, Chondrichthyes, Orectolobiformes, Stegostomatidae. Bases 400 to 1062 code for a protein of 220 amino acids. The transcript has 6 exons.